GAUAAUUAAUUUUUUUUUCCCACUAAAGCUCACAGUGCAAUUAAAAUUUCAGAUACUCAAAUAUUUGUAUUUGGAGGUUUUAAUUAAAAAAAGUAAUGUACAGAUACUUCCAUAAUAAUAAAUGUAGAAACUCGAAAAGUAUCAUUAUAUGAAACUAGAGGGUAAAAACCUAAUCCUAGAGCAUUGCACAAAAUGCUUCCAAUAAAAGAAAAUGUAGUGUGUCUUUUUGGAGGAAUAAGUUGUCCUGAAGAUGCUAUAAAAAGCUUAACAGCUACAUAUUUGAAUGAUUUUUAUAUUUUAAAUUUAAAUGAAGGCUAUUGGUCUCGUCCAAAUGCAGGUGGAUAUGUUCCAGCUCCUAGGUAUUCGAUCUCUAUUGCAUCUAAUUAGAGUGAAGUUUAGGGGGAAAUAAUAUUAUUAGGAGGUAGGACUUUAGAAAGCAUAGGGGAUAAUAAUAUAUAUAUAUUAACUGAGGUGGAUGCUUUUGAGGACGAAAUAUGGGGUUUGAAGUGCAAAGAAAAAAAUUAAUAUGAAGCUUUUAAAGAACUUAUAAAGAAAAAUAAAUAGGCUACAAAUAUUUCAUUAAUUAAUUUGGAGUUUAAUGAAGCUGAAAAAUAUAUUUUCGAAUAAUAUAUUAUCUGGAAUAGUUAAUAAUGA
Messenger RNA from Ichthyophthirius multifiliis, 654 nucleotides. Its product is annotated as kelch repeat protein. The annotation marks the transcript as partial. Lineage: Eukaryota; Ciliophora; Oligohymenophorea; Hymenostomatida. The transcript is spliced from 3 exons. The record is from RefSeq and is a predicted model, not a curated record. Gene Ontology annotation, molecular function: protein binding.